Colossoma macropomum (tambaqui) is the source of this 1095-nucleotide messenger RNA. RefSeq names its product peripherin 2-like a (gene prph2la). Lineage: Eukaryota; Metazoa; Chordata; Actinopteri; Characiformes; Serrasalmidae. The transcript has 3 exons. Bases 1 to 1095 code for a protein of 364 amino acids. Gene Ontology annotation, cellular component: membrane. The record is from RefSeq and is a predicted model, not a curated record. Gene Ontology annotation, biological process: visual perception.
AUGGCUGUUCUACGGGUGAAGUUCACUAAAAGCCAGAGGGACAAGCUGGCUCAGGUGCUGUGGCUGCUGAAUUGGGUCUCUGUAGUGACAGGGAUCAUCCUCUUCAGCCUGGGCCUUUUCCUCAAAGUGGAGAUCAACAAGAGGAGGGAGCUAAUGGCCGAAAGGGAGAUUCACUCUGUGCCAAACAUGCUUAUUGCCGUGGGGCUGAUAGCUUGCAUAAUAAACUUUGUAGGAGGAAAGAUCUGCUAUGACUGUGUGGACACCACCAAGUUCUUGCGCUGGAAGCUGGUGAUGCUUCCUUACAUCAUUUGUACGUUCUUCUUCACCCUGUGUGUGUUGGUCGGAGCACUAAUGUGCUACAGUAUGCAUGGGGAACUGGAGGAAUCCCUGGCGCUGGGACUAAACGAUGCUAUGCGCUACUAUAAGGACACAGAUACACCAGGCCGUUGCUUUCUGAAGCGCACCGUGGACCUGCUGCAGAUCCAGUUCCAGUGCUGUGGAAAUAAAGGCCACAGAGACUGGUUCCAGAUACAGUGGAUCAGCAAUCGCUACUUGGACAUGUCCAAACGAGAAGUGCUGGACCGUUUACGCAGUAACGUAGAGGGAAAGUACCUGAUGGAUGGUGUACCUUUCAGCUGCUGUAAUGUCAACUCACCUCGACCCUGCAUUCAGUAUCAACUCACCAACAACUCGGCGCAUUUCAACUACGACUACCAAACUGAGGACCUCAACUUAUGGAAGAGGGGCUGUCACCAGGCCUUGGUGGAGUACUACACCAACAUAAUGCACUCAAUUGGCCUUACGGUGCUUCUCAUCUGGCUCUUUGAGCUCUCCGUGCUUACCGGUGUACGUUACCUGCAAACAGCCCUGGAGAACGUUCUGCGGCAAGGAGAUCCCGAGUCCGAAUCGGACGGAUGGUUGCUGGAGAACAGCUUUGUGGAGACUGCACGCUCGAACUUCAACAUAAUUAAAAAUCUGGGAAAAUGCAACCAAGUCGACACAACAGUAAAUGGGGACCCCAACAUUGACAAACCGUGUACAGCACACUAUGGCCCUGACAACGUGCCUCCAAAGCAAACGCCUGUUGCCAGUUAA